AUUGUCUUUCUUUUCAAUUUUUAUUAACCUUUUUUGGUUCUCAUAGCUGUAGAGAGAUUAUUCAUAUUAUUAUUCCUUUCUUCUUCUUUCAUUCUCAACAAUCUCUUCCCCCUCUUCUUCCAUAAUACUCUUUCUCUUCAUAUAUAAUCUUUAUUUUCAAACACCCUAAAUUUACAACCACAUAUUCCAGAGAGGAUUUUUUAAAAAAAAAAUGGUGAUGAAGUUACCUUAUCUGGGUUCUUGUUUGUUUUUGGUUUUUUUUAGUCUGGUUUCUAUUGUUGCUUCUGGGUCUGGAAAAGGGCUCCCAAUUCUUUCAUUCGAUGAAGGAUAUAAUCAGUUGUUUGGGGAUGAUAAUCUAGUUAUCCAUAGAGAUGGUAAAGCUGUUCACUUGUCUUUGAACGAAAGAACAGGGUCGGGGUUUGUGUCACAAGACCUUUACUUGCAUGGUUACUUCAGUGCUUCAAUAAAGUUACCUGCUGAUUACACUGCUGGAGUUGUGGUUGCUUUCUAUAUGUCAAAUGGUGAUAUGUUCGAGAAGAACCAUGAUGAAAUAGAUUUUGAGUUCUUGGGUAACAUUAGAGGAAAAAAUUGGAGGAUUCAGACCAAUAUUUAUGGCAAUGGAAGCACCAGUGCUGGCAGAGAAGAGAGAUACAAUCUCUGGUUUGAUCCUGCUGAUGAUUUCCAUCACUACACUAUUCUCUGGACUGCUUCUCACAUCAUAUUUUAUGUAGACAAUAUCCCCAUUAGAGAGUUCAAAAGAACAGCUGAAAUGGGUGGAGAUUUCCCCUCUAAGCCAAUGUCAUUGUAUGCUACAAUAUGGGAUGGAUCUGAUUGGGCUACUAAUGGUGGCAAAUAUAGAGUCAAUUACAAAUAUGCUCCUUAUGUAGCGGAAUUCUCCGAUUUAGUCUUGCACGGCUGCGCAGUUGAUCCAAUCGAGUUUUCAUCCAAGAGGUGUGACGGCACGCAAAGUUGGGAACAACUCACAACCAGUAUCACCCCAUCACAAAGAAGCAAGAUGGAUAGCUUUAGGAGGAAGCACAUGACAUACUCUUACUGCUAUGACCAAACCAGAUACAAGAUUGCUCUUCCGGAGUGUGUGAUCAAUCCCCGAGAAGCUGAAAGACUGAAGAAGUUUGACCCUGUCACGUUUGGAGGAGGCAGGCGCCACCAUGGGAAACGACACCACCACAUGCGAGCAAGCCGGUCUGAGGCUGAUUCCAUCUGAUGAAAGACCUUUGACCAUUGUUUUCCUCUCCUUUUCAUUCAGCUUGGGGAUCAGUUUUGUGUAUAGAGAGAGGGGGAAGACUGCAGAGCACAGCACAUAUACAUAUAUAUAUAUUGAGGGUGAUAUGAGUCAUUAUAUAUGUUCAAUGAUGUGGGGGGUAUGUGUAUAGUUCCAUACCUUUUUAGGUUUCGCUGUCCAUUUUUGUUAUUGAUGCAAUAAAAUACUUUAGCAGAUUUAAAACA
Molecule: messenger RNA, 1467 nt
Organism: Gossypium raimondii (Peruvian cotton)
Lineage: Eukaryota; Viridiplantae; Streptophyta; Magnoliopsida; Malvales; Malvaceae
Product: probable xyloglucan endotransglucosylase/hydrolase protein 28
Exons: 4
Coding region: 212-1225 (337 amino acids)
Biological process (GO): cell wall biogenesis; xyloglucan metabolic process
Cellular component (GO): apoplast; cell wall
Molecular function (GO): xyloglucan:xyloglucosyl transferase activity; hydrolase activity, hydrolyzing O-glycosyl compounds
Source: RefSeq, a predicted model, not a curated record